Messenger RNA from Diversispora eburnea, 834 nucleotides. NCBI's taxonomy places the organism in Eukaryota, Fungi, Glomeromycota, Glomeromycetes, Diversisporales, Diversisporaceae. The record is from the annotation of a GenBank genome assembly.
AUGUUUACUUUCUAUAGUAGUAGUAGCGGUAAUCUUGUGAAUGUCGCAAAAUAUACAAAAUUCAAUAAAUUCUAUGCAUUUCAAUUGUUGACGAAUAUAUUCUCUCGUCAAUUAAAGGUACCAUCCAAUCCUGUGUACAUACCUGUUAAUGAGGAUGCCGAGGAAAUAUUAGAGAAUUAUUAUAUUCCAGGAAAAUAUCAACAUUUUCUUAAAAAAAAUAGAAGGAAACUUAAGAAGGAAGCUCGUGAAGAAUCAUACUUUGGGAAAGAGCCUCCUUUGAAAUAUACGUCACGGAAAUCUCGAAUAGAACAAUAUCCAAAUGUUACCGAGGAAAUAACAUACAUUGAUGGAGAAAAAUUUAUUACGCCUAUAGUAUCCAAUAAUUCUACCCAACGUAAUCUUGCUCAGCGUUUAAAUCGGGCAAUUAUUAAAUGCAAUGAUGAAGUUCCUCAUGCGUUUUUAACUUCUGCUUUCAUAAGAGUUGUUAAUAUUUCGAUAUCACCUAAUUUAAAAAUUGCUCGGGUUUGGUGGAGACCGGAAGGACAGAAAGGUAUUAGUAAGGCUGUUAUAGAGAACAGUUUUAAUCAACACCUUACCCAAUAUCGAAGUAUGCUUCAACGUUCAAUGUAUGUAAAGAAACCUCCCAAAAUUAUAUUUUGUCGAGAAGAUUUACAAUUAAAAGAUAUAAAUAAAAUUUUGGUUCAAAUUGAAGAAGAAUUAAACGGUAAUCAACAACGACAACAGCCAGAAGAUAUAAAGCUUGAAAAUGAAAAGGAUUUAACGGAUGGACUACAAGUAUUAACUUCAUUGGAUGACAAUGAUAUUAAAAAGUAG